AUGUAUCAUUCAGAAUCAGGGGAAGCGGAUGUAUUUCAGUAUGGGCAUUUGAUGUUGCUGGCCAGAAGACCCUUGUUUUUUAGGGAGAUCAAUCCACAACCAAGGAAACAUACUUUGUGGCAGGCAACAUCAGACUUUACUGGUGGACAAGCCAGCAUAAACAGGCGACAUUUUCUGCAGUGUCCGCAAGGAUUGCUAGGCAAGCAUUUUGAGAAGCUCAUUCAGUGUGAUCCACGUCUCAACUAUCUAAGCCAGCAUCCGGAUUUGGUGCUGGAUUCUCCAUAUUUUGAACCUGGAACAACUUCAGUUCACGACCACAUUGAAUCUAGUGAUGGUUUUGAUAGAAAGAGCGAAGAGCGAUCUGGUAUUUUUGGAUUGCAGGAUGUGGAGUCAGGAUCUGCAGUUCAAUCAUCUUCCUCAAAAAGUGAACAUAACCUUGGUAAAGCUGUUGAAAAUGUUAACCAAGAAAUUACCUCACCUAGCUCAGUGAUGAACAUCCAUGCAAUGGAAGAUUUCAGGAGUAGAGGAGCUGAAACAUUGAAGUUUCUCAGUAAUUUGGAUCAGAUCAAAUUGCCUGGACUUCACCCAUCAAUGUCAAUGGACGAUUUGGUAAGCCACAUUGGACAUUGCAUUUCAGAACAGAUGGGAUCCGACAAUCCGAGUUUGGCUGGUGACAGCCUGUAUAGCAGAUCUAUUCUGGAAGAAUUUUCUCAGUACUUGUUCAAUGACUCUCAACAUGCAACUACCUCUGAUGAACAGCGUGUGAUGUCAAGGGUGAACUCACUUUACUGCCUUCUGCAGAAGGAUCCUUCUUCAGCAGAAGACAUAAACACAAUGGCCAAAAAUGGCAAUAGUCUGAGAGAUGCAAAUGCUUUGUCAAGGGUGAACUCACUAUACUCCCUUCUGCAGCAUGCAGAAGACACAAUGACCAGAAAUGGCAAUGGUCUGAGAGAUGCAGAUGUGAUGUCAAGGGUGAACUCGCUAUACUGUCUUCUGCAGAAGGAUCCUUCUACAGCAGAAGACACAAACACAAUGACCAGAAAUGACAAUGGUCUUGAUGCGGAUGAGGGUGGAAAAGUUGGUGUCAGUAACUCUAACACCACUGAAUUGUCACCAUGCAAAAUUAAAGUGCCUGAUUUGGAAGUUCAACCGGAUGAUGCUUCUGGCUGCAAGCAGGGGGUUAGUGGUAUGUCCAGAAAGGAAUCAGCUGGCGAUUUGCUUCUUAAUCUUCCAAGGAUCGCAUCUCUGCCUCAGUUUUUGUUUAACAUGUCCGAGGAUUCUGUUAAUAAAGUUUAGAUAGUAACCAUCUUUCGAUUAAAACUUGCAAGAAACACAAAAGCUACUAUAUUAUAUAGUCUUCAACAGUGAAUAUUGUAUAUCUGCCUCAGUUUUUGUUUAACAUGUCCGAGGAUUCUGUUAAUAAAGUUUAGAUAGUAACCAUCUUUCGAUUAAAACUUGCAAGAAACACAAAAGCUACUAUAUUAUAUAGUCUUCAACAGU
Glycine soja is the source of this 1500-nucleotide messenger RNA. RefSeq lists its product as uncharacterized. The transcript is spliced from 4 exons. NCBI's taxonomy places the organism in Eukaryota, Viridiplantae, Streptophyta, Magnoliopsida, Fabales, Fabaceae. The coding region runs from base 1 to 1296 and encodes 431 amino acids. The record is from RefSeq and is a predicted model, not a curated record.